UAGUUCUCACUGACUUCAGAGGGGCCCGGGUGUUCAGCGCCUGGCAGGAGUGGGGCCAAGAUCUAGGCACCUUUCCUCACCACCAUCCCCUCCCACUUCUCUGCGGGCCGGCCUGAACGUGCUCGCUUCCCCACACUGAGGGAGAGUCGGGCCGGGUCUAUCGGCUCUCCGAGCUGCUCCUCACAGCUAAGUCGCCCCCUAGACGCCGCAGUCGGGAGGGGGCCCCGCUCACUCUGCAGCUGCCAGGCAGCCAGUGGCAUUUCAGCGCUGGCUGCAGCCUCCGCCGCUAGCUCAGAGCCCGGCUGCUGCGCCCUGACUCUCCCCAGCCACGUGUUACCGGCUCCAGCUCCCUCCCUGCACGGUGCCCGGCCUACGGAGCCUGUUCCGCCGGGGCCUCGCUGUCUGCGGAGCCCAGCCAACUCCCCAUCGUCUCGGCCGCUCUUCCCCGGGGAGGCGCCGCGGCUGCCUGUUGCCCAUGGACGGGGGCAGGGUGGAGAUAGAUGGCGGGGUCAUGGAGGGGGGUGGCCAGAUUUUGCGAGUCUCCACAGCCUUGAGCUGCCUGCUGGGGCUUCCCCUGCGAGUGCGGAGGAUCCGAGCUGGGAGGAGCCAGCCUGGCCUCAGGCCUCAACAUCUGUCUGGACUAGAGAUGAUUCGAGAUUUAUGUGAUGGGCAGCUGGAUGGUGGAGAAAUUGGUUCAACAGAAAUAACCUUCACUCCUGGGAAGAUCAAAGGUGGAACCCACAUAGCAGAUACCAAAACAGCAGGGAGUGUGUGCCUCCUGUUGCAGGUAGCAAUGCCGUGUGUGCUGUUUGCUGCUUCCCCUUCAGAACUUCGUUUAAAAGGUGGGACUAAUGCUGAGAUGGCUCCACAGAUAGACUACACAGUGUUGGUCUUUAAACCAAUAAUUGAAAAGUUCAAUUUCACCUUUGACUGUGACAUAAAAAGGCGGGGCUACUACCCCCAAGGUGGUGGUGAAGUGAUAGUCCGAAUGUCACCAGUCAAACAGUUAAGCCCAAUAAACUUAACUGAACGUGGCACUGUGACAAAGAUACAUGGAAGAGCAUUUGUUGCUGGAGCCUUGCCGAUUAAACUAGCAAAAGACAUGGCAUCAGCAGCAGUGAGAUGCAUCAGAAAAGAAAUCAGGGAUCUUUACGUUAAUAUUCAGCCUGUUCGAGAACCUGAUAAUCAAGCCUUUGGAACUGGAAGUGGAAUAAUUAUUGUUGCAGAAACUUCAACAGGUUGUCUGUUUGCUGGAUCAUCACUUGGCAAAAGAGGUAAGAAUUCUGACAGGGUUGGAAUUGAAGCUGCAGAGAUGCUGCUUGGAAAUCUUAGGCAUGGGGGAGCAGUGGAUGACUAUCUGCAAGACCAGCUGAUCAUUUUCAUGGCAUUAGCGAAUGGGGUAUCUAGAGUGAAAAGUGGACCAAUUACACUUCAUACUCAAACAGCUAUACAUUUUGCAGAACAGCUAACAAAGGCUAAAUUUACUGUGACAAAAUCAGAAGAUGAAGAUUCCACUAAAGAUGCUUACUUUAUUGAGUGCCAAGGAAUGGGGAUGAUAAACUCAAACUUGUAGUUUUUCUUUAAAGAAAAAUCAUACCUCUGAUGUAUUGCACUACAUUUCAGUUGACAUGCUACACAGUGGGAACAGGAGUUACUUUAUCAUAAAUAAUUGGUUUGAUUUAAAUUCAGAGAUGAUGUAGUGAUUUUGUGGUAUGCUGAGAAUACUUCCUGUCCUUCCUUUGGCUGUUAACAGCAAAAUGAGUACUGAUGAGAUAGCAAAUGGAAUAAAAUGCAAGUGUUCAGGAGAGCUGAAACUACAGUUGAGUAGCUUUAAGGAUGAGUGUACCAGAGUUGAUAACGAUCAUUACAACUUUUAAAAGUUACUUAAAUGACACAACCAUUCCCCUUAAAGCAUGUAGGAUUAUCGUGUGGGAUCCCUUACAUAUUUAUAUUACAAAAUAGUUCAUUUCUAUUCAUCUAUCAACCUUUGUCUCUAAAGUAUUCGUUUCUGUAGUCAUUUUGAUGAAAUUGAUAUGGAAAAAAUAAAGCAAUUUUCUGUGUACUUUAA
This is a messenger RNA of Mauremys reevesii (Reeves's turtle), 2068 nucleotides long. RefSeq names its product RNA 3'-terminal phosphate cyclase (gene RTCA). Gene Ontology annotation, biological process: RNA processing. Gene Ontology annotation, cellular component: nucleus. NCBI's taxonomy places the organism in Eukaryota, Metazoa, Chordata, Testudines, Geoemydidae. The record is from RefSeq and is a predicted model, not a curated record. Gene Ontology annotation, molecular function: RNA-3'-phosphate cyclase activity. Bases 476 to 1573 code for a protein of 365 amino acids. The transcript has 11 exons.